CCUCAAGAGCUGCCACACUCCCCACAUCUACCAUUCCCCACCCAAAAAAGAAAAAAAGAGGGAAAAAAAAAGGGAAAAAAAAGGGUUUUCUCAACAGCCACCAGAGUCCCCACAAAAGCUCCUCUCCUUUUCAUCUACCCUUCCUUUAUUCCCCCCUACAAUAUUUUUUUUUUUUCCUCCCACACCCCUAUAAUGAACUCUCUACUAUAUACACUCCCCCUCUUCAAAGGAGUCCUCUCUACUCACUUAACCAUCCCCUCCUCUCUAUCCUCCUCCAUUCCCUACCUCAAACACUCCUCUUGAACAAGCACAAGCAACCACCAUGAAAAGUGCUUCUCUGGAGCUGGAGCUCCCCCUGAAAGAGGAAGCAGAUGGGUUGGCAGAGAAGAAGCAGAAGCACCUGGAGCUGAGGCUUGGCAUAUCUUCUUCAGAUGGGAUUGAGGGUGGUGGUGAAUUGACAAGGUUUAUGGGCCACCAGGAUGUGGGCUUGGCCCAGCAGAGGGUUGUCAGUAUUGGGCUGGGCCAUGGAGGGUCUAAGAGGUGCUUCUCCCAGACUGGGAGUGGGUUUGUGCACCCUUGGAGCCUGGCUGCCAGGCAGCAGAAAGCUGCUCUGGAACAAGCCCAGAGAAGCCCCAGCAGCACUUCUCACAUCCCAAGGGCAAUGCAUCCGCCUCCUCCGGUUGUCGGUUGGCCUCCGGUCGGCACUUUCCGAAAGAACUUGGGAUCUUCUAACCUUUCAAAGCCCACAAGUGCAGAAAAGGACGAAGAAGCGGCAAAGAGUACUGAGUUAGAGAACAUUGGCCAGAAACCUGAGACAAAGUCGACGAUGUUUGUAAAGGUGAAUAUGGAAGGGUAUGCAGUUGGUAGGAAGAUCAACUUGAAGGCGUACGACAGCUACAACUCCCUUUCGUGCGCUCUCCAGAAAAUGUUCCAUAACUUCUUGUCCACUGAUUGUGUGAAUAACUCGAAACAAGACGAAAAAGCUGAGACCAUUCCUGCUAACUAUAUUCUCCUCUACGAAGACAACGAAGGAGAUCGAAUGCUAGUGGGCGACGUUCCUUGGGAGUUGUUCAUCACUUCAGUGAAGAGGCUGUACAUCACACUAGAUCCCAAAGUGCGUAAAUGCGGUUGAUUAAGAAUCAGUGAGAGGAACAUCUAAGCGGCUCAGCAUUAUGCGACGAAGCGAUUGAAGAGAGGGAAGAUACUUCCAUAUAAAUAGUAGAUAGAGUUUGAGUUGUGUUACUAUAAGUAUUUUUGAUCUUGUGAUGUAUGGUUUUGUUAAUUAAGGACACAUAACAAAUGACUCUAAUGUGAGAGUUUUGCUUAUAAUAUCAUCAUAAUCAUCAUCAUCAUACUGUAGCUUAUACUGUUAAUCCUAUAAAUCAUCCCAGCAAUGAGUGAUGUUUGUAUGCAAAGUUCAUGUCUAAUGGCAAAAACGAUGCAGAUUAAAUGC
Messenger RNA from Ananas comosus (pineapple), 1453 nucleotides. RefSeq names its product auxin-responsive protein IAA25-like. The record is from RefSeq and is a predicted model, not a curated record. Lineage: Eukaryota; Viridiplantae; Streptophyta; Magnoliopsida; Poales; Bromeliaceae. Gene Ontology annotation, biological process: regulation of DNA-templated transcription. The transcript has 5 exons. Bases 323 to 1132 code for a protein of 269 amino acids. Gene Ontology annotation, molecular function: protein binding. Gene Ontology annotation, cellular component: nucleus.